Molecule: messenger RNA, 1185 nt
Organism: Aspergillus niger
Lineage: Eukaryota; Fungi; Ascomycota; Eurotiomycetes; Eurotiales; Aspergillaceae
Exons: 2
Coding region: 1-1185 (394 amino acids)
Molecular function (GO): 6-phosphogluconolactonase activity; protein binding
Source: RefSeq, a predicted model, not a curated record
AUGGGUCGACACUUCGCUCUCAGUUGGCUGGCAACAUGUCUGCCCUUGGCCACAGCAACCAACCUCUACGCUACCCACUAUGACGGCUCCGUCUACAGUCUCUCCCUCCAGCGCAGCGACGACACCUACUCCCUGUCCAUCGCCUCCUCGCUAAAGACUUGCGGCUCGAUGCCCAGCUGGCUGACCUUUGACUCGGCCUCGCGCAUUCUAUACUGCUCUGAUGAGUCUGGCGAUGCGUCCACCAACGGAUCUCUGACCACUCUGGCGGCCGACGAGGACGGCACCCUAACGGAGAUAGCCACUGCCGCGGCACCUGGAGGCGGCGUGAACAGUAUCUUCUAUAGCGGUGAUGACGGCACUCAUGGUGGCUCCGCGAUGUCGACAUUCCGUCUUCCUUUGAAUCAGGGAGAUGAGAACCUCCAGGUUUUCCGCUACAACCUCUCCGAAACCAAACAGAACCCGCAGCAGAAUGCGCCCCAUCCUCACCAAGUCCUCCUGGACCCAACUGGAUCGUUUAUACUCGUGCCGGAUCUGGGAGCGGAUCUCGUCCGCGUGUACGCCAUCGACAAGUCUAGCGGUGAAUUGGAUGGGACCUGUCCUGACCUCUCUUAUCCAGAGGGGAGCGGACCGAGACACGGCCUUUUCUGGCAGACGGAGCACUCUACACUCACCAGACAACUCAAGACUCGGCAGCAGGACAGUCAAGUCCUGUACAUUGUCGAUGAAUUGGACGGACACUUCAAAGGGUUCACGGUCUCCUACACGUCCGAUGGCUGUCUCGGCUUUGAUGAGUUCCAGUCCUUCGAGCCGUACACCGAAGGCCAGCUACCGGACGGGGCCACGCCAUCAGAAAUCCGUCAAGCGGGCAAUUCCUUGUAUGUGUCGAUCCGGAGUGAUCAAGGCUUCGCCCCCAACGAUUCAAUGGCAAAUCUGGACCACUCUUCGAAUAACACGAUCACCUUGAACGAACUCACCUCAUCGUAUGGCACGGUUCCCCGCACUUUUGUGAUUAACCAGGCGGGCGAUUUGGUUGCGAUUGGCGAUCAAUCGUCGUCGAACGUUGCGAUCGUAGCGCGGGACCCGCAGACUGGAAAGCUGGGGGAUGAGGUGGCAAAUGUGCAGAUCGGCGAACCGGGGGUGGUCGGUACAUCGACGGGGUUGAGCAGUGUGGUAUGGGAUGAGUAG